This is a messenger RNA of Fraxinus pennsylvanica, 1326 nucleotides long. The record is from the annotation of a GenBank genome assembly. NCBI's taxonomy places the organism in Eukaryota, Viridiplantae, Streptophyta, Magnoliopsida, Lamiales, Oleaceae.
AUGCUAGAUUUAAUCCAAUUUUCUUCAGUCUGGAAGAGACCCUCCUCUGUGAUUGUUAGUGCGUGGAAGUAUAGAUAUCCAAAGAAGAUAAAAAGCUACUCUCUUCUUAAAGCCCUUCUGGCAGCUUGGGGACUAAAUGUCAUUCCGCAGGGAAAAUCACACGGCUCAUUUCACGAUCUGAAUGAGCCUUUGGUGCUUCAGAAUAGUCGUUGGGCUAAUCUCCCACCGGAACUUCUUUUUGAUGUAAUAAGAAGGUUGGAAGAGAGUGAGAGUGAAUGGCCCUCUCGGAAGCAUGUAGUUGCUUGUGCUGCCGUUUGUAGGUCAUGGAGGAGCAUGUGCAAGGAAAUUGUUAAAUGUCCGGAAUUUUGUGGGAAACUCACAUUUCCAGUUUCUUUAAAGCAGCCAGGGCCGCGUGAUGGAACUAUUCAGUGCUUCAUAAAGAGGGAUACGUCUAAUUUAACAUACCGCCUUUUCUUGUGUCUUAGUCCUGCUUUGCUGGUUGAAAAUGGGAAAUUCCUUCUCUCUGCAAAAAGAACUCGUAGGACUACUUGUACAGAGUACGUUAUCUCAAUGGAUGCAGAUAACAUUUCUAGAUCGAGCAGCACCUAUAUUGGAAAACUAAGAUCAAAUUUUCUCGGUACAAAAUUUAUAAUAUAUGACACACAGCCUCCACAUGCUAGUUCACAGACCUCUCCACCUGGUCGAACAAGCCGUCGGUUCAAUUCCAAGAAAGUAUCUCCAAAAGUACCAAGUGGCAACUACGACAUAGCUCAAAUCAAAUAUGAACUGAAUGUGCUCGGGACACGUGGUCCACGCAGGAUGCACUGCAUAAUGCAUUCGAUUCCCGUCUCAGCCCUCGAGCCUAAUGGUGUAGUGCCUGGACAGCCAGAGCUUCUUCCAAGGCCCCUUGAGGACUCGUUUCGGAGCAUCUCUUUCUCAAAAUCCCUUGAUCACUCAACCGAGUUCAGCAGCUCCCGAUUUUCUGAUAUUGUAGGGUCAUCCAACGAGGACGUUGAUGGUAAAACGAGACCAUUGGUUCUGAAAAACAAGGCGCCCAGAUGGCAUGAACAAUUACAAUGCUGGUGCCUCAAUUUUCGAGGACGGGUGACUGUUGCAUCUGUCAAGAAUUUCCAGUUGGUUGCUGCUACACUACCAGUCGCACCAACGUCAUCUCAGCCAGUGCAGUCGGACCAUGAUAAAAUCAUUCUCCAAUUUGGUAAGGUCAGUAAAGAUAUGUUCACCAUGGAUUAUCGAUAUCCCCUGUCUGCUUUUCAGGCUUUCGCAAUCUGCUUAAGCAGUUUCGACACCAAAUUGGCUUGUGAAUAG